UCCUGAUGAGAUGCACAUUAAAUAUCGUACAGCAUGUCUGCGCAUGAAUGAAACUUAGAAGUCCAGAUUUUCAUUUGAAUGUUCCCAUCUACCAUGCUGGUGCAAAAGCUAAGUGGAGUCACAUUGCUGCUGUUGCUGUGUCAACAUGCAUGUUUUCUCUCUGCAUGUGACGAUGCAAAACAAUCAGUGACCUGUGAAGGAGACUCUGCAUCCCUCAGCUGUGGCUCUGGAUUCAUAAAUGUCCUUUGUGCCAACUAUGGACGGACUGAUGGUGAAACUUGCUCUGCUGGGAAACCUCCUGGGCAGCUCUCAAAUGUUCACUGCUCCUCAGAAACAUCCCUCCAAACGACGGCUACUCGGUGUAAUGGAAGAGAAAGCUGUUCUGUUCCAGCGGUGAACUCUGUUUUCAAUGAUCCCUGUUUUGGGACCUAUAAAUACCUGGACGUAGCUUAUGAGUGUCUCCAAUCUAAGCAGCACAUAACUUGUGAAGGUUUCAGAGGUGAUAUUACCUGUGAGGAGGGUGUCAUUUCUGUUCAUUAUGCCAAUUAUGGACGGCGGAAUCUUGCAACAUGCCCUCAUGAAUUGGCAACUACAGCACACUGUUACUCUAAUCGGACUGACCGUAUGCGUUCCAGGUGCAAUGGAAAGAAGUCUUGUCAUGUACUAGCUUCAAAUUCGGAGUUCUCGGAUCCAUGUGUAGGAGUCUAUAAGUACCUGGAAGUGACAUUGCUGCGUAUGAGUUUAAGCAUGAUCCGCAUCAGAAGGUGAGGAAACCGCCUGGAAGAGCAGAAGCGGCACAUCCUUUUUGGCAUACUCUUUCUGUUUCUCUCGAAUCUGCUUUGAAAUGUUUUUUUUAAAAAGCUUCAUUCAAAUAAAUUGCUGGUUGAAAG
Carassius auratus (goldfish) is the source of this 890-nucleotide messenger RNA. Its product is annotated as L-rhamnose-binding lectin CSL3-like. The transcript is spliced from 9 exons. Gene Ontology annotation, molecular function: carbohydrate binding. Bases 79 to 768 code for a protein of 229 amino acids. Lineage: Eukaryota; Metazoa; Chordata; Actinopteri; Cypriniformes; Cyprinidae. The record is from RefSeq and is a predicted model, not a curated record.